Messenger RNA from Anoplopoma fimbria (sablefish), 1382 nucleotides. RefSeq names its product PROP paired-like homeobox 1 (gene prop1). Gene Ontology annotation, molecular function: DNA-binding transcription factor activity, RNA polymerase II-specific; RNA polymerase II transcription regulatory region sequence-specific DNA binding. The coding region runs from base 51 to 746 and encodes 231 amino acids. Lineage: Eukaryota; Metazoa; Chordata; Actinopteri; Perciformes; Anoplopomatidae. The record is from RefSeq and is a predicted model, not a curated record. Gene Ontology annotation, biological process: regulation of transcription by RNA polymerase II. The transcript is spliced from 3 exons.
UGGGGGUUCAGACGGUGCAGACUGUCCCGUCAGUGAGCAGAGCUGCAGUGAUGGCCCAGGUAAAGGUAGCAGGAGACGCAGUGAGGAGCCACGAGGACUGUGCAGAGGUUUACUCUGAUAUGGCUACUGUCAGCUCCAGUGCAGAUAUAGGAGGGUCGGCGAGGAAGGGGUCGUUGUGUGAGACCUCCAUGGGCGUCAGCCUCAGCAGGCGGAGCCGGGCCUACCCUUCCCCGGCCAGGAGACGGCACCGCACCACCUUCAGCCACAAGCAGCUGGAGCAGCUGGAGGUGGCCUUUGGACAAAACCAGUAUCCCGACAUCUACUACAGAGAGGAGCUGGCUCGCAUCACCAAGCUCAACGAGGCCCGCAUACAGGUUUGGUUUCAGAACAGAAGAGCCAAACAGAGGAAGCAGGAGCGGGCCUCCCAGAAAGUUCUCCCAGUGGGUGUGAUUCCGGGCCACAGGGCGCUGCUGGGCGGCAUGCACGUCCAGCCGCCCGCCAUGGCUCGGCAGUACUACACCCAGCCCCUGGCUCACAUCCCCCGCCUCCCCCCCAUGCUGCCCUCUGGUGCGUACUCCCGCCACCCGGGCCCGGUGGGCCCCUGCCCCUGCCCCAGCGUCCCACCACAGCCAGCCGCCCAGCGGCAGCACGAGGACUGGUACAGCCCGCUGAGGAGCAGCCUCACCUCGCCCAUGUUCUCGCUGGCCCCAAUGCAGCCUCUGGAUCCCGCCUCGCACUGGAGCUAAGAAGUAACAGAGGCCAGUUCAAAAAGAAAAUCGCAUUAUCAUGCACCAUUUGUUUAACAUUCACACACUUUCUUACUCAUUUUAGCGUUAACUCGUUUUCAUUUUCAACCUACAAUUCCCCAAAUACUUGAAAGUUUCAAACGCACAGCCUGUGGUUGCAUAUCAGCUUUUGCUAGUAAAACAAAAGAACCCUAGAAGAAAUUAAAUUUUGUGAAUGGGCAGAAAAUUAUUAUAAUCUAACUUGUGGCGAGUCUACAAAGAGUCCAAGAAAACAGAUGUGCUCUUGUGAAUAUCUGAGUACAGAUUUAAACAAAAAAAACCUGUUACCACACUGUGGUUAAACAUGUAGACACACAUUUAGGUAACAAGCCCAAGUUCUUGCUCUGAUUUGGGCUGUGAAAGUAACUUCAGUGUAACACAGUGUGGGAACAUUAAGUUUAAAAUCUUUACUCAAAUGUCAAGCUUUCUCACAGGUGCCUAUAUUGGUGCUGAAUAUCAUCAAAAUGUGUUGAUUCUGAUUCACAUUUGAUCCUCUAAUGAAGUUUUUUUAUAAAUAUAUUUUACAUAUUGUUCUCCUACAUCCACCAACACUAAUAGAGUGCACUGUUUUCUCGAGUGGAAUUUAAAGUUGUUUUG